Molecule: messenger RNA, 721 nt
Organism: Camponotus floridanus (Florida carpenter ant)
Lineage: Eukaryota; Metazoa; Arthropoda; Insecta; Hymenoptera; Formicidae
Product: proto-oncogene tyrosine-protein kinase ROS-like
Exons: 3
Coding region: 101-685 (194 amino acids)
Biological process (GO): protein phosphorylation; multicellular organism development; cell surface receptor protein tyrosine kinase signaling pathway
Cellular component (GO): signaling receptor complex; membrane
Molecular function (GO): ATP binding; transmembrane receptor protein tyrosine kinase activity
Source: RefSeq, a predicted model, not a curated record
AACAUAUAUUAAGAUUGUUGGCCGUUUGUUUAGAUGGAGAUUCUCCGUUACUAGUGUUGGAAUUGAUGGAAAUUGGUGACCUGUUAAAGUAUUUGAGAGAAUGUCGAAAUUUGCAAACGUCAAAUUCGCAUGCUCUGCGUUUGCAAGAUUUGUUCGCCAUGUGCGAAGAUGUUGUUACUUGGAAGAGUUGCGUUUCGUACAUAGAGAUCUAGCGUGUCGCAAUUGUUUAGUAUCUUCGAGAAAUCGCGAGGAUCGUGUCAUCAAAAUUGGAGAUUUUGGACUAGCUAGAGAUAUCUACAAGGAUGAUUAUUAUCGCUUGGAAAGAGAAGGUUUGCUUCCUGUUCGCUGGAUGGCACCCGAAUCUUUGAUGGUCAGAAAAUUUACUUCUCAAAGCGAUGUUUGGUCAUUUGGAGUAUUAAUGUGGGAAAUUACAUCGUUGGGUGAGUUACCAGCUGCAGGUGAGCAACCUUAUAGUGCCAAGGCUAUUGAAGAAGUGGUAAAUUAUGUACGUGCUGGAGGCAGGUUGCUGAUGACUCUUAACUGUCCGUCACCAUUGUAUCAGUUGAUGCUAAAUUGCUGGAGUGCAGCGGAUGCUAGACCAAAUUUCAAAUUUUGUCUGAAAAAUAUUGUAGCAUUAAAAAAGAACAUAGAAGAUGCCUUACUAAGUCCAGUCGAUACUAUUUAGCCGAUAUACUUAAAUUAAUGCUUAUCUUAUUUUCCA